AAAAAAAAAAAGAAAAGGAAAAAAAGACAAGCGUGAAACCUACUCUGUCAAAAAUCAAUCCCCUCCCUCUUUUCUUUCUCCUCUGCUUUCAGCCACUCUACACUAGUCUCUGUAUACUCACUCACAAAGUAUUGAGAGAGAAAGAGAAAGAGAGAGAGAUGGGAUUUUCCUUUGUAUAAUGAAUGGGGGACUGAAACCUCUUCUUCUCAGAAGAAGAUGGCAAUUCAACUACACGACGAACGACAACUAGAACAACAGCAACAGGAACAAAACCCUUCAUUCUUGCUGGAUGCUCUGUACUGCGAGGAAGAGAGAUGGGAGGAAGAAGAAGAAGAAGUAGAAGAGGUUGUGCAAGGGGAGAGUGAGAUAUGUAGCAGCAAAACCAACAGUAUAAGAAAAGCUUCUCUUUUUCCUAUCCUCUUGUUGGAGCAAGAUUUGUUCUGGGAAGAUGAGGAGCUUCUUUCUCUGUUCGCUAAAGAAGAGCAACAAGCCCAUGUUCUAAAUCGCAGCAUUGUGGAAACAGAUUCUGCUAUAUCUGUGGGUCGUCGUGAGGCUGUGGAGUGGAUGCUCAAGGUCAAUGCCCAUUACGGAUUCUCAGCUCUCUCAGCAAUCCUAUCCAUUAACUAUCUUGAUAGGUUCCUUGCAAGCCACCAUGUUCAAAGAGACAAGCCAUGGAUGAUUCAGCUUGUGGCUGUGGCUUGUCUCUCUUUGGCUGCAAAAGUGGAAGAGACCCAAGUGCCCCUUCUCUUGGAUCUCCAAGUGGAGGAUGCACGGUUUGUGUUCGAGGCAAAAACUAUUCAAAGAAUGGAGCUUUUGGUGCUCUCCACCCUUCAAUGGAAGAUGCACCCAGUAACCCCAGUUUCAUUUCUUGAGCACAUCACAAGGAGGCUCGGGAUGAAGACCCAUCUCCACUGGGAAUUCCUCCGGCGAUGUGAGCGUCUCCUCCUCUCCGUGGUCUCCGAUUCAAGAUUCGUCGGUUGUCUUUCUUCUGUUUUGGCCACUGCCACUAUGAUGCACGUUAUAGACCAAGUUGAGCCUUGUAAUCCCACAGAAUACCAAAACCAGCUUCUGGGCAUCCUUAAAAUAAGCAAGGAAAAAGUGAAUGCCUGUUAUAAUCUCAUCCUUGAGCUAUCAAACGCCUAUAAUUGCAACCAUAACAACCCUCUGAAGCGCAAGUACGAGCAAAUUCCUUGCAGCCCAAGUGGUGUAAUUGAUGCUGUUUUUAGCUCUGAUAGCUCCAACGAUUCUUGGGCUGUGGGGUCGUCGGUUUACUCAUCGCCGGAGCCUCCGUUCAAGAAGAGCAGAGCCCAUGAACAGCAAAUGAAACUGCCAUCACUCAACCGGAUCUCUGUGGGCAUUGUUGGCAGCCCUCCAUAAAACCCUCUCUCUUCCCCCGUCUAAAAAAAAAAAAAAACUCUAUUUUAUUAUAUGGGUAAUUUCUGUUUUGGUGCAAGUUAAAGUGCCUUCCAGAAUCUAGAGCAUUUCCGACAAUGUCCACCUUGUUUUCAUGCCUUGGAGAGGAAAACACAUGCAGCCGUGGGGAGAUAGGCGGCAUUUUGCAGGGAAGAGAAGAGAAAACAGACAAGAAUAGCUGGCAUUGAAGGGAUUUUAUACAAAGUCUUGCUUCUCUGUUUUAUGUUUUUGGCAACACUCUCUUCUUCUCCAUCUACGAGUCUCUUUGGACAUACUUUAUCUGGACAUAUCUAUAUAUCAUCAUAUUCGAUAAUAAAUUCAGAACAAUUUUUGUUUGUUUGUAUAAUA
This is a messenger RNA of Corylus avellana, 1761 nucleotides long. It is a transcript of the gene CYCD3;1, whose product is annotated as CYCLIN D3;1. The record is from RefSeq and is a predicted model, not a curated record. NCBI's taxonomy places the organism in Eukaryota, Viridiplantae, Streptophyta, Magnoliopsida, Fagales, Betulaceae.